AUGGCCUACUACGACGAGAAUGGGGGCGACUCCUUCGGGAGGUUUAACAAGAACUUCGAUGGUCCCGUCGGGCCCCGUCGACCAAGACUGGUGACCGACUAUGGCUCGUCCAUGGUACAAUGGAUGCGGACGCGACGGCCACGCUUCCGCGGUGAGCACCGAAUGGAGACCGAGCGACCGAGCGCCAGCUUCGCGGUCGAUGUGGUUCCGCCCGUCGCGCGAACCUAUUGCCCGGCCGACACGAUCCCCGUCCGACACUUACAUCAAUCCAUUGGAAAGUCGAAGAAGCCGAUUGUCGUGGUGCGAUGGACUCCAGAAGGGCGGCGCCUGUUGACAGGAGGUCAUACCGGAGAGUUCAUGCUGUGGAAUGGCACGGCUUUCAACUUUGAGACGGUCAUGGAUGCGCAUUACGAUCAGGUCCAAGCAGGCGUGACAUCCUUGGGAUGGUCACAUAGCCAUGAAUGGCUGAUCUCGGGUGGACAAAGAGGCGAUAUCAAAUACUGGCGACCAAAUUUCAAUAAUGUCGAAACCAUCGACGACGCACACCACGACGCUGUCCGAGACCUGGCAUGGGCACCCAGCGACACGAAAUUCCUUUCUGCCUCCGACGAUACGACUCUGAAGAUCUUCGACUUCACUUCUCGAACCUGCGACACGAUUCUAACCGGACACAAUUGGGAUGUCAAGUCCUGCGAUUGGCACCCGACGAAAGGCUUACUGGUCUCCGGGUCGAAGGAUCAUCAGGUCAAGUUCUGGGAUCCGCGCACCGCCAGGUGCUUAACAACUCUUCACAGCCACAAAAACACCGUCACUUCAACACGGUUCUCGCGAGUGAACAACAACCUUCUUGCGACGUCCUCGCGAGAUCAAACAGCGAGGGUAUUUGAUCUGCGAAUGAUGCGUGAUAUCUGCAUUCUACGUGGUCACGACAAGCCCGUUUCUUCGUUGACAUGGCAUCCGAUCCAUAGCAACUUGAUAUCCACCGGUGCCGAAGACGGCUCCUUGUACCACUACUUGCUUGACGAACCAAAUCUACCCUCUGGGCAGAUGCCCACCGUGGCUCCCUACGACAGCCCCGAUCCGGCCAAUACUCCGCCGCAGGUGAUUUACCCUGCGCAUCGCGUGCAGUAUGCCCACGGCGCUACGAUUUGGUCCUUGGACUGGCACCCUCUAGGCCAUAUCCUUGCAUCAGGAUCAAAAGACAACUUCACUCGAUUUUGGUCUCGGGCUAGACCUGGCGAGACUAGUUACAUGAAAGACCGAUUCCAUAUCGGCGAAGAAGCAGCAGAGGCCCAAGGUACCUGGAAUCGUGGCUUUGGCCGCAAACAGGCCCGCGAUGAAGAGGAGCAGGAGAUGCAGGAUGAGGCCGAGAGCCUGGUCGACCAGCGGCGACCUGACGCAGCACCCUCCCUGCCGGGUAUACAAAGCGGUCCUCAACUCCAUGCCCCAGGUUUCCUUCCAGGCAUCGGUGGUGCUCAGCCUCCUCCGCCCGGUAUGCCUGGGAUGCCCGGUGUUAUGGGCGGGAUGGAUCCUGGCCGACUAGCAAUGAUGUCUCAACCUCCGUCUCAAUCAGCACCAACGCCUCCUCAGCCAAUGCCCGGGUUCCCAAUGCUCCCUGGAAUGGGAGCUCCGCCUAUGAACAUAGACCUGACUCAGCUUCAGAAACAGCUUGCCGCUCAAGGCAUCCAGUUGCCUCCCAACAUGAACCUUCAAAAUCUAGCAGCGGGGCUCGGCGGUCUACCUGGUCUGCAGGGCGGUAUGCCUGAUGGACGCAGAUAG
This is a messenger RNA of Penicillium maclennaniae, 1779 nucleotides long. RefSeq names its product WD40 repeat domain-containing protein. Bases 1 to 1779 code for a protein of 592 amino acids. The transcript has 4 exons. Gene Ontology annotation, molecular function: protein binding. The record is from RefSeq and is a predicted model, not a curated record. Lineage: Eukaryota; Fungi; Ascomycota; Eurotiomycetes; Eurotiales; Aspergillaceae. Gene Ontology annotation, cellular component: mRNA cleavage and polyadenylation specificity factor complex.